ACAUGUCGAGCAAAGUUUGUUCAACUUGCGUCCUACAAGUUAUUUGCAACGCGCAGGAGCCAGUGUCGCAAAUGCAACUGAUAUCACUUUUCACCAAUGAUCCUUCGGAUGAAGUGGUGAGGAAGGAGCUUCAAUUCAUCCUGACGACCUCGCUGGACUUGGGCUUAAUAGUGAAGAGCAGCGACCAAUACUACAUCGGAGCUAACGUAAACGAAACGGUACGGGAGGAGGAAAAUCCGGAAGUCCAGGAGGUAUCUCAAGGUGCUGAGCAAGCAUCGCAAAUGCCUGAGAUGGAAGAAGUGUCAGCGGAACAAGAGAGUCAGGACAAAAUAAAUUAGUGGUCAGCAAUGUGCCAAUAUGAAUCAAACAAAUUCAGCUGCGGUGCAGUGUGUGCGGUUAAUUGAAAUAACUUUCCAAGGAGAAAGGAAGCCAUAGACUCAGGUCCCACUUUACGCAAAAUAAUUUCAAAGAGGACUAGCACUAAAAAUUUACAGUGAAAUCUUAUGUACGCGCUUGUAAUAACAAAUAUAAAGAGCGGAUGAAGUUGCUCUAACAUACAGUGUAUUUAUAUCGAUAAAACCUUCCCCCUUGAACUUUCAAGCACAAUAAACGUUUGCUAAAAGA
Scaptodrosophila lebanonensis is the source of this 624-nucleotide messenger RNA. RefSeq lists its product as uncharacterized. Lineage: Eukaryota; Metazoa; Arthropoda; Insecta; Diptera; Drosophilidae. The record is from RefSeq and is a predicted model, not a curated record. The coding region runs from base 3 to 338 and encodes 111 amino acids. The transcript is spliced from 2 exons.